UACCCAGAAUAAUUUGAGCUUCGGUAUGCGCCAUCGCUUUAGUUGCCAGUUGAUUGUCAGUAGCAGAGCCGUAUAGAUGUGCCAUUUGAGUGCGCUCCAACCGAACAUAUAGAGCGGCAUUAAAAAAGUAAAAUUAUUGCCAAAACAAGGAACGGUGAGCGAGCGGUUAAUACUCAAAUAUUGUUGCGUGUCAUAGAGCAAAAAUAUCUAACGAGUGAAGCGUUACAAAUUUUAAAGAAUCACCAAGCGUGCGCGCAUAAACAGGCGGUGGACUAACAACGAAUUAAUAACAAAAACAAGAAAAAAAAAAAUAAAAAUAUAAAAACAAAAAACGAAAAAUACCUGCUUAAACAUAUGUUAUGUUUUAUAACUGUUUCACCUUAGUCAAAGGGACCGCAAAAAACUCAAGUGUCUGUGAAAAGUAAAGUUUUUUUUUUUUCAAUUAUAAAAAUAACAUAAAUUAUAAAAUAGUUAAAUAAAAUUCUAAUAAAAUGACGAAAGUUGAACUCUAUAAAUCGCGUGUAUUCGUCACCAUAAUACACCUGUGCGCUUUGGGUCAAUUUGCUUAUGGCGUAUACUACAAUAAAUUUGAGAUACAGCGCAGCUACAAAUUGGAAACGUCAUUGAAUCGGAGAUUAGUGCCAGAUGGUCUUGUGCAGAAGGCGAAGCUUUUAUCAUAUUGGAGUUUGAUUAUCCAAUCGAUUUACUACAUAAUUUCGUUAAUAAAUGACUUUGUGGGCACAAAUGAAGUUGCGCCGAAACACACACCCACUAUACGCAAAGUCAAGGAUUAUCUAAUGUCGACAUUGGCCUUCCCAGUGGCCUUGAAUGUGGGCAUAACCUUCUGGUCAUUGUAUGCCAUAGACCGCGAAUUGGUAUUCCCACGCGUGUUGGAUGCAGUGUUUCCAAGCUGGCUCAAUCACGUUUUGCACACCAAUAUCGUGGUCUUCAUCAUUCUGGAACUCUUCACAUCAUUCCGUGCCUAUCCCAAACGCAGCCAGGGUAUUGCUGGUCUUUCCGCUUUUAUGCUCAGCUAUCUUGUUUGGCUUCAUAUUGUCAAGCAUUACUCAGGUGUCUGGGUCUACCCGGUGCUUGAGGUGUUGCAGUUGCCGCAACGCAUUAUCUUCUUUGUUGCUGUGUUGGCCUUCACACUGUGUUUGUACCUGUUGGGCGAGUUCAUGAAUAAUAUUGUUUGGGCCAAGGAACUGAAGCUGGCGCAACGCAAAGUCAAAUAAAUUACUCGCCCACUCAGAUAUUUAAUAAAAUAAUAUUUCAAAGGAUGGAACGACGAGUAAAUUUAUUUACAUAAUUCGAUUUGCACUUUGGAUAUUUGCAAAUGUAAAGCAAAGCGAAAAAAAACGGAUGGACAAAAUAAAUUAACAUAAAAUAAAGGAAAUUAAAUUUCUUAUGAUAUUUUAAACUUAAAGCUUUGCGAAAAUUUUCUAAAAUAUUAUAUAUUUAGUAAAUGCGAUAGAUCGAGUGAAACCAAAAAGGAAAAUAAGUGAAUAUCUUACCAAAAUAAAUUUUGUGUAGUCAAUUCCUAUUUUAGAAAAAUAAAAUUUUUGAAGUGCUAAGUUGCAUGCUAAAUA
Molecule: messenger RNA, 1589 nt
Organism: Anastrepha obliqua
Lineage: Eukaryota; Metazoa; Arthropoda; Insecta; Diptera; Tephritidae
Product: androgen-induced gene 1 protein
Exons: 4
Coding region: 492-1235 (247 amino acids)
Cellular component (GO): endomembrane system; membrane
Source: RefSeq, a predicted model, not a curated record